AUGGUCUUAUCUAUUUUCUCAGAGACCGGUCAGUAUUUGGCUCUAGACCUUGGAGGGACUAAUUAUCGUGUUAUUCUCGUGACGCUUGCUGCGGAUGAGCAUCCAAAAAUCGAGGAAAGAACGUAUGCAAUACCACACGAAAAGAUGACUGGCACAGGGGAAGAGGUAUAGUUUUAAAUACUUAAACUUUGUGGUGUUUCAGCUUUUUGAAUACAUAGCUACCACUCUCCAGAGCUUCCUGGCGCGUUUUGGUAUUGCUGACAAAGAAAUGAAACUGGGUUUCACAUUUUCCUUCCCUUGCGAACAACAUGGAUUAAACAAAGCGAUCCUCGUGCGUUGGACAAAGGGCUUCGACGCCCGUGAUGUCGUAGGGAGGGACGUUGCUCGUCUUCUCCAAAACGCCAUUGAUAAAACGGUAGGCAAACAAUAGUUGGCUUAUGAGGGCCUCACUUGACAUAAAUAUAUUCAUACUUUUCCGAGAUCGUACCACACUAACAUUGGCUGUAGAUUAUUCGGACCUUUGUCGACCACCUUAAUGACGAUUUACACAUUCAUGCUAUCAUUUGAAUUUUAUUAUUUGUACGACAUUUCCGAACACAUUCGUUGUGUGUCGUAAUGACAAACCGUAAGUGCGCAGACCUGCGUCCACUUUACAAAACAUUUGCUUAAUGCUUUCUUCUAUUAUUAGUUAACAUUAAUAUUAGGAAAACAAACAAUACCAAUUAAGCCUUUAAGACUCUAUUUUGCCCACCGCUGUAAAAGUUUUUGUAUCUUUGGUUUGUUUCGGCGAUUUAAAAGUGACAUGUUUUGACCACUCAGAACACUGAUGAAUUUUACUUGAGCCCUAACUUAAUCUGCGUAGUAUAUUUGCAUGAUCAUCGUUCUGUAACUGUUUUUGAAAAUUGUAGGGCCUGAAAAUUCAAUGCGUGGCAGUCGUGAACGAUACAGUCGGCACAUUGGCAUCAUGCGCGCUCGAAGAUCGAAAAUGUGCCAUUGGGCUAAUUGUUGGUCAGUUUUCCUGGACAGUUGUUACUAAUAUAUAUGAUUAACUUGUGUGCCAUGCGUUUUUAUGUAUCUUAUGCAUAACUUUCUGUCAUGAUUCAAUGAUUUAUAGGAACUGGCACAAACGCUGCCUACAUCGAAAAGUCCGAAAAUGUUCCCUUUAUGCAUGAUAUACUGGCCUCGAGGAAUAGUCCACCAGUAACAGAUGAAAACGUCAUAAUUAACAUGGAAUGGGGUGCCUUUGGUGAAGAAGGCAGUCUAGAUCCCUACCUGACUCACUACGACAAACUCAUUGACAAGGACAGUCUUCAUCCCGGAAAGCAAAUGUAGGUCAUGUGAAAGCCUUUUGUUUCUUAUGGCAUGUUUCUUCCUGUAGCUUCGAAAAAAUGGUUUCUGGAAUGUAUCUUGGAGAGCUGGUCCGUUUGAUUAUCCUUGAUCUCGUGGACCAGAAACUACUUUUUAGAGGUGACUUGCCAGAUUCUCUCAAAGCCGCCCAAUCGUUUCCGACUAAAUAUAUUUCUGAGACUGAAAGGUAAGCUUCUGCCUAACAAAUCACGUUUUUGUGUUAAAAUGUAGGUAUAUUAGACGUUGGUUUGCAUUACCUUGUUAAUUGUAUAGCAUUAUGACAUUCAAUUUCAACACUGAUUUAGCGGUUUCAUAGAUGAUUUUUGCUUGUAAAAUCAGACAUCUCUGUAAUUUUGAAAAUCUCGAGCAACCGUACACCAUUUCCACGUUUGGACGGUGGGGCAAUACAUAACGAAGACGGAACGCAAUCCCUCCUUGACACAAAUAAUUGUUUUUUCGCUAUUACGCCAUCAGAUUUUUGAAAGUGAUUAGCCAGCGUAUCCCACUUUGUCGUUUCACGCAAUGGACCAGUCCAUUGCGACAUGGUCAUUCGAAGGUACAAAUGAUGGAAAUUUACAAAUAAGCCUACAAAAGUCUUUUGGAUGGCUUACUGUAUUUCACAGACACCCACAUCACUGCGUGACAAAACAGUGAACUCGGUAUGUGGUUUGGUAUCGUGCCGCGGAAGCUGCUUAACGCAGAGGUCGGAUGACGGAUAACGAAUAUGAAAAACAAAGCAUUCACUUAUGGCCAUCUUUUAUUUGACACUGUCAUGGUGUGUGUGCUUCUUUUCGGGACGCUAAAUCCUUCUCAUCUGAUGGAUUCCCUAACUUGACUCGUAAUUACUCCAUGACAUUCAUAUAAAAGUCCACUUGCCACUUCUUUUGGUCAGCACGAAUUUUGUAGCAAAAGUAAUGUACACCUCUAACUUGCGAUUUAUUUUAUCUCACUGUUCACUUUUAGGAAUACUGCACUUUUACAGAAAAGCAGAAUAUUAACUGAAAAGUUUACUUUAACAAAACUUUCCAAGUGCUCAUUUCUUUGCUAAGAAACGAAGUAUUCUGUUUCUUUUACAGGGACCCACCACAUCUGUUCUACAGUACCCACUAUAUGCUGACGGAAGACUUGAACGUCCCAAUAGUGGAGCCCAUUGAUGACCGUGUGGUUCGCUACGUCUGCGAAGUUGUAGCCCGGCGCGCAGCGUACCUUGCGGGAACAGGUAACUCUAAUGUUUCGCCACUGGUCCCUGUUUUCGCUUGAACUUAAUCAUUAAGUUGGAAGGUUACGUCCAUCUCCGGUGUCCGGAAAGGACGUGGUUUUUGACACUUAUAGACUCUGUUGUAUACGGUGCGCAUUGGUGAUAUUUGUUUGUCUUUGUCUUGAAUUUUUUGGACAAACAAUGGUCCGUUGUCAUUGCGCUAAAAAACUACGUUAUUAAUUAUUGUUAAUAGUCGAAAACGUCAAUACUAGAGUGGACGGUACAGCAUCCUAGGAGGUUUUUUCGUAUCUAUGGUUGCUGCUUUUAACCACGCACCCAGCCGGCUCUGGAAAAGGUCCAUGUACGAUGCUCACCUCAAAUAAUAGGUGGCAUAAAUGAAUGACACUUUGUUCUGCUGUUAACUAACGGGGCUAUCACCAAUGUCCUUUUUUGGACCGCUGUUUUCUUUGUGGAGUUCGUCUUGUACGACUCUGUCUACGCUGUCCGUACGUCUUGUUCGUGCUAAACAGUGAGCUAUCAUAUUAUCCACCCAGAUCGUACGGGGGUACGGUUAAAAUGUUUGUCAUAUCUACAAUAAGCCAAUUCAAGCUGCGGACGUGCCAUUCACAAUCAGACUGCGGAAAUACGAGGAAAUAAUGCUGGUCCCUGGAGAAUGCAGUUUCUGAAUGGGACAAUCAUGAACUAGUGGAAGAUACCGGAAUUGCAAAGAUGUGCUUGUUAUUGGAGGUGUUUCUUCUGUCCAACUUUAUUCAGAGGAUGCAGCAAAGCUCAUUGCAGCUAAACUUAGCAUAUACCAUUAGUUAACAGUUUGGUAAAAAUCCCCCGGUCGAGUAGUAAUUGGAUCGAUAACAUCCGGCUUUGUAUUUUGCGGAAGUUUGCUCCACUCAUCUGAUCUGUUUUUUCCCACAUAUUUUGACAAGUGGUUUUACAGCUGGCUGUUCUCGUUUAUGAUAAUGGCAUGGCAGUUUCCACUCAUAGUGAUAAUACCGUAACUAGGGUAGGACGUCCGUGUUUGACGUCUGCCAUCUGAUUACCAUUUGCUUACUGUUUUCCUUAAAACUCCCGUCACUCCGCUCUAUACUGCGGCAGCCUUGAAUACCAGUUUAUCCGAGUCUACACUGCACAUUAGGAGUGCCGCAGUCGUAAACUUGAGUCCGCCUGAAAAUCAUUUAUUCAUCUUUUUGAGUUCUUACUGAGUGUUUUUUGACGUGAAAAAACCGUGCACGAAGUGCUGACCACCACUUUCAGUGUUUCCCAGUUGUUUCCUCACUUCCCUCAUUUCCCCACUAGGUAUUGCCGCGCUUCUACAUAAACUGGGACGAAAACAUGUGACCAUUGGCAUAGACGGCUCGUUGUACAAGUUCCACAUCAAGUUUCGUGAACAUAUGACUGACAUCAUCGACAAACUCAGACCAGAAGGAACCCAAGUAAGGGCCUUUGGCUUACGGUUUAUAAAAAAAAUCAGUCUCAUUUUCUCAGUAGGUAGAUCUUUAUGAAACUAUCAGCGAAUUUCUGCAACCAGAAGUGUCGGCAAUUGCCUGUAGCUUUUUGAAUAUAAAACUAACUUCCUUUUAGUAUAAACGCGUAUACGGAACUUUAGAUACCAUCGGCAUACCAAUUGACUUUCCUGCUUUUACCUUGUAAAAAAUUGAGAGCUUAUCCCAAUUGACGCUCGUAUCAUAAGCGUUACUAUAACCUUGUGUGCGUAGACAUUUUACGAAGGCUUUCACUUCUUUAUAAAGCCCAUGCCAGAAAUCCGGCUUUGUGAAAGUCCCUAGAAAACGCAUUGACUACGUUGACUACACAUGCUGCGGCCGCAGCUUAGGUUGUGUCUGAUGCCUGAUUUUUAUUCGCAGUCUGUUUUGCUGCUUUUAACUGAUUGGCUAAAUUCGGUCGCCUUUAGGCUAGUUUACUGGCCAAGUGUUUAGUCACGUCAGCUCUUUCCUAAGGUAGAUUUAACUAGCAAAACUUCUUCGGCAUCUAAAUUGGCAUAGUCUGCCUGUCUAUCUAGGAAAUAUGUCCGAACACACUUUUGGCAUAAUAGUUGGCAGUCCGUCUCUUACGGCCGUUUGGCACGCAACACCGGUUGCGAAAUCGGACACUUAAUUUAUCCACGCAACUUUGGUGGUAUGAUCAUACCUCCUGUGCUAGACGUAAUAAUCAAAGGAGUGGGAUAGGUCACUAAAGUUAAAUUGUUUAAUUUUGCAAUUUAUAAAGGACUGGUUACAAAGUAGUUAUGUCUAGUCAUUGAUUAUAAAGUAAAUUCUGUUAAAUUAACAACAAGAUGGGGGUGAUCACGUAACUUAAAAAGCCACUCUACCGAGCGGUAUGCUAUUGCUUCUGUCAUAAAACGAAGUCUUUAGGAAAGUCGUUUAGGUCAGAAACGUGAAGCGAUAUAUUCUUACCUAGAAUUCAUGCUUUCAUAAACUAAUCAGUUUUGCUCCGGUCGGCCUACAUGUUUCAUAUAGUGUCUCCCAAUGGGCACUUCUUACCGUGCGAUGGGUAAUCCUCAACAAAGUAAUUACUAAUUAUAACGUUAGUUUUGAUUGGUCUUUUAUUUUUAGUUCCGUCUGAGAUUGUCUGAAGAUGGUAGUGGCAAGGGAGCUGCCGCCAUUGCAGCUGCUGCAACUCGCACUUACUGA
Molecule: messenger RNA, 5208 nt
Organism: Spirometra erinaceieuropaei
Lineage: Eukaryota; Metazoa; Platyhelminthes; Cestoda; Diphyllobothriidea; Diphyllobothriidae
Source: the annotation of a GenBank genome assembly